UGUUCUCCUCGUGGACGUGCUGUUCAUGGAUGUAAGCAGACCAGUACUGGAAUGAAACAAAUUGAUAGUACUUGUACCUUGUAGUUAAUUUAAGAAGAUAAAUAGUAUGGCGUCUGCUGGGACCGAGUCGGAAGAAAACAGACAGCAGGCGCUGGCUGUGGGGAAACUCUUCCGUGGACAGUACGAGGAGGAAGAAAUUUUGACCUUGCUCAAGAAAUUCAAAUUUGAUGAUGAUGAGACGGUCAAAUUUAUCAUGAACCAUGAACCAAAAGAAGUCCGGGACACUAUCUAUCAGAUUUCUCUACCCCGAAGUGAGGAGGCGAAGAUUUCAAGCAUCCAAGAAGUACAGAUUCCACGCUCUCUUCGUCAGUUUGCCUGUGAGGGCUGCGACAAAGUUUGGUGGGAUAGGGUGUCUAACCGAAAACCGGUAUCGAAGUGCAAAACGUGCGAAGAGAGGUAUGAUCCUGUGCCGACGGAGUACGAAUGGGGGGUAGCUAGAUUCCGUUGUGACUGUGGACGUAGCUUCACUGGUUUUUGUCAGCGAAUAAAUAGUAGUCCGUGUUACAAAUGUGAUGCCCAGGUGUUUCCUACAGCCAUCCUUCCCCCCAGUCGUGGCCAAGGCCCAAGACAGAGUAAGAAUCAGCACUGCUGUGAUGCCCCAAACUGUCCUCACGCUCAGCCGCAUAGCCGCGGAAAAAUAGAGGGGCGGCACAAUAAGGAGGGUUCCCACUCCAGCUCGACUGAUGGGAGGAAAACUGAUAUCGACAAACCACCACCGAAGACCUGCUUGAAAGCUAAAGCGAACAACGUGCUUUAUCCCAGCAAUAUCCACGUCAGCUCUGGAUCCACGGUCGCUUCGUUUCGUCCAGAUACCGACUAGGGAAAAUUCCUAUUCUGUUGCAUCUAGCAGUCUUUGUACGAUCUGUGCGACGUCUCUGACGACACGGGGUCUGACAGCAGCUGACACCGCGUGUGGACUACGAUGACUGGUAGUAAUUUGGGGAGGUUUCUGGACGACUUGUGUGGUUCGAAUUUGUUACUUACAGCCUGUUGUUUUGUAGAAUAUACAUGAAAUAUAGUUUUGGUAGUCAGUUUAUAUAGUCUUACUGAUCAAGAUUCGUGACUUGAUAAGUUUAAUCGCCAUUAUCUACUGUGCCUUUUUAAUGUAAUUUUUGUAUACGCAAUGUAUAACGUUAUAAAAUGCUAUGCAUUAGGUGGUCAGAUGUUUCUGUUCAUUGUUACAUAAUAUCUUUCAGAAGUGAAAGUUUAUAACCUGUACCAGAAUCAAUUGAUAAUCGGUGCUUAAGAAGUCAAUUUUAUAUUAGUUAUUAAAACUUGUUCACGUCAGACUAAAAAUAUUAAUCCGUUAAUUUUAACAGAUAAUCUCUUGUCUGAGUGAUGCUGGAAUGUAUUCUGUUAUUGCAGCAGAUUGUUCUGUUAAAUACAACCAACAUAUACUGUAAUUCAACAUAAAGAUUCUAUCAGACUAACAGGGUAUUAUGUUGAAUAUGACAGAAUAUUGUUACAUUCUAUCAUCAAUUAGACAACAGACUUUCUGAUAAAAUUAACAGACCCGGAUGCAACUCAAACUUUCUAAAACACAUACAUCAAGAAUAUAUGGAGUUAGUGUUUAUAUUGUAACUGAGGUCGUGACUUUUUCGUCAUGUUCGAAACAAAUUAUUAUUUUUUUUUUUGAGAGACAGCUGUAUUCAAGCAUGUCGACGGAUUCUUCCAUGUGGUCCACGGAUCAGCGUCGUCGUCUUCUUAAGGGCUCAGCUUUCGCCCCAUUACUAUUUAUUAUCAUAUUAAUGACAUGCCAUUGUAUAUUUUCUCUCCCACUGUGAUAUUUGAUACAAAUGUGUUUUCGGCUGAUAAGAACGUGGAAAAUAUUAAUCUGCGGCUAUAAAACAGAUCUGCGAAAUCUGACUAUUUGGUGCCUAUCAAACAAAAAAGUUGCGAAAUAUUAGCAACCAAAAACUAAAUUAACGAUGGUAGCAGUCAAAAACGCUUGCGUACGAGCAUUAUAGGCUUACGGAUCGGGGUAUUGCCCUAAAUUGUUAGAUCGUGCAUACAUCAACCAAUGAAAAUUAUUUAUUUAUUUGAUUGGUGUUUUACGCCGUACUCAAGAAUAUUUCACUUAUCCAGUGGCGGCCAGCAUAAUGGUGGGAGGAAACCGGGCACAGCCCAGGGAAAACUCACGACCAUCCGCAGGUUGCUGAAGACCUUCCCCACGUACGGCCGGAGAGAACCAAGGAAAGGCUUUUCGGGAUUAAAACUAACAAAUGUCUAUUGUUGGCUGAUCACAUUAGACAGUAUAUAUAUAUAGAAUAAAGGAAAUGCAAAAUUAGCCUAGAAAUAUCAAGAAACUCUCGCACCUAGACACUAGGAAACUAUACAAUGUUUUUUCAGCCUAAUUUUAAAGUCUGUACCGCUCAAGUGCUUGUAACGCAGGUGACAAUAAUGCGAAAUAAUAGGAAAGUCUCAGAUAAGGGCUAUGCACGAUGAAACAAGCAUGUACCCAGGAGAAAUGUGUAUUAAGCUACAUUUCCCCUGUGACAAUAUGUUUAAAGACGAAUAUAUCUGUACUUGUUUUCUAAAGCAUUCGUGGAUUGGUGCAAUUCUGUUUAGAAAGCGUCAUUAACAAAUAUGAUCCAGCAAUGCCAUGCAACGGUUUGGAAGUAAAAGACUUUUGAAUGUACCUGGAAAUGUACAGAACAGAAAUUUAUAAAUGUAUACUUUUAGAAUCCCAUAAAGGUCAUUUUUCGCGCAAUUAUGUUAAAAAAUGUGAUAGUUUGUGAUUUUUAAAAAGCUUGAAAAUACUUGUCUUAAUCAUCGAAAGAAUUAUUGUCAAUGUUUUAAUGCCAUGUAGGAUUUUCUUUGAAUUGUACUAUUUUGUCUUAAUCGGGACAGCAAAUUUUUAUAAUGCCUAGAUUUGUAGUGCAUUCUAAAAUGUUUAGACCUGAGAAUUUUUCUUUCCAUUCCCAUUUUAGCUUUCAGAAACACAGAUCUGCUGGCCUGCUCUCCCGUUCACUAAUUUGAGAUCACUACCGAUCUCAGAAUUAUAGCCAUGUAGUUGUGCGUAUUUUUUGUAGGGCCUAUUUUGUUAUAUAGUCCCACUUGCGUGAAAAGAGGCUUUUACGAAUAAAGGCUAUCUUUCACGGUCUCUGACCUUUCCAUGUGUGUGUUUGUUGCUGCGGAACGGUUGGACAUUUUCGUACGGAUUUCGUGACACUCAUUUGACCGCCUUUUAAACAAAAUAGGCAUACUACUAAAAUCAGGACUGGUUUAUACUUGAGUCAAACUAUGUAUCACAUUGGUGAAUAUUUUCAUUUAUAAACGCCGCCAGGUUUAUUGGUAUAAAGAACGUAAAAAUAUCGAAGGAAAACACUAAAUAUACACAUAGGGGACGAGUCCAUAUGACUGAAGAUGGGUUCGUGUUAGAAGAAAUCGUCGCAGUUUACUUGACAGGCGUAGUCCAUUUGGCAACAGAUGGAGUUGUGUUAAGGGAAAAACAUGGUAUCAUGGCGUCGUCCAUUUAGCUAGAGAGGAGAUUUAACAGGUAUCUGGCGAAGUGAGUCUUUCCUCGGCCUAGAUCCGCGAUUAGGUCAGCAUCGUUCCAGUACAUGUAUAUGAUUUCAGAAAAUAAACCAACCAGAAAGAAGGUCAAGUAUAUUGACUGAACACUACUCACGCGUAACAUGUUGAUCUUCGUUGUCACAGUAACAUGGCCUAAUUUCCCGCGUAAUCUUACGCUAUCACGCAUGGCAAUACCUGGUAUACCCACGGUCAAGUCUGCUCAUGUAGCAUGGUCAUUGGACUGUUAAAAACAACAACAACGAGAAUGUAUUGAAGUCAAUCGAUCCUAUCUGCAUAGCUUUCAGUCACUUGAUACUGGCAGCCAUCCUGCAUGUUAAUCUUUGUACAGAGACCCCCUUACCUCAUCGCUUUAAGCACUCUCCUUGAGGUUGGGAGAUUAGUAUAUUAUUUGAUCCGCUACCAGGCUAUCCCAUGUACACUAGGUAAGGUGUGACUGCAUUAUUGUACAUAACUAAAAAUCAUUAUAAUUUUAAUUAGAGGAAGAAACUAUAACCCCGUCACUUCUUUCCCUUCUGAAGA
Messenger RNA from Liolophura sinensis, 4116 nucleotides. RefSeq names its product shiftless antiviral inhibitor of ribosomal frameshifting protein homolog. The record is from RefSeq and is a predicted model, not a curated record. The transcript is spliced from 7 exons. Gene Ontology annotation, biological process: innate immune response; viral translational frameshifting. NCBI's taxonomy places the organism in Eukaryota, Metazoa, Mollusca, Polyplacophora, Chitonida, Chitonidae. Gene Ontology annotation, molecular function: ribosome binding; sequence-specific mRNA binding. Bases 107 to 880 code for a protein of 257 amino acids.